GUUUCGACAAGGUUGCGCAUUUGGUGAUUUCAGGACGUGGCCGGACGACUUAUUUGGUAAUUCGGGAAGAUCCUUGGAAGGAUUGUGUUAAUUUCUCUCGGUUUUUCAAAAUUACUUCAACAGAUUGCGACGUAUCUGUUGACUUUUUAUGCUGGAUGUUGAAAAGUAACAUCUGACAGUUUACGUGUGUCAUUCCCAUGACCUCUAACCUAAUGGAAGAAUGAAUUCACGAGGUGAUGAAGUACGCGUUCUGCUGAAUACGUGCAACAAAAUUUUUGUGCAACGCGAUUACUCGAAAGGACUGGGCGUCCAGUUUGAAACCACCUUUCCGAAUGCGCUUGAAGGGAGGAUCAGUGAACAAGCCUGGGCACAUACAAUUACGACGCUGAAUUCGUACUAUAGUAAAGCUGAAGAAGUUUGUUGCGCAACUGUAUUCGAAACAUUAACCGGCUGUCUUUCAUGUUACAUUUCCAGGCUUUUCGUAAAAACACAGUACGAGAAGUCAUUAAUGGAAAUUAAUCGAUUUUUGGCAGAGCAAAAUACGAAUGUUUACCUUCCGUCAGGUGUACAUUUAAUGGAUCCUAUUCAGCGUGGUCUUCGUGUGUUCGAGAUCAGUUUAAUACAAACAUCACCGGUAUUACAUCAGGGUGACGUAGCCCCAGAAGCAAACUAUGCUUUAGGCUUGGAUGGAACAAAGUAGUGAACGUCCGGUUAUUAAUGAUUCGUGAUAUUGUUUGUAUUAUACGGUUAUUUUUUGUUUUCAUUUUUACUCUGGCCGUAUGACUUUCUUCGACGGGAUGGAAGCAGAUGAACUGCCUUAUACAUAUCACGUGCACACUGUCUAAUUUCCGUGUGAUUUCUUAUUGUCAUUUUUACUUUCUUUAUAAUGUGAUAUAAUAUUCUCUAAUAUUCCUAAAAUAUGUGGAACGUGAAACUUCGGUUUCUUUUGCUAUUAAUUUGAUUGCUACCGAUGGCUCAAAAAGGUGAAUUAAAUAGAGUAAUUUGAUGGUUGGCACCGUAAGUCUCUCUCGAAUCGAGAAUGAAUACAGUUAUGUGUGGUCAUAUUUGUUUUAUUUGUGUGCAAUUGCGAUAAGGCACUGAAGACACAUUGCGCUGGAGAUAAAUGAAAGUCAUGGUUGUCUUUUUUGUUUCAAAUGUUUUUAGGAUAUUUAACGUGUUAUUUCUGUAUUUGUGAAAUUGAGUUCAAGGGGAAAAUUUCGGAGAUAUUUGGUUGUCCUGAUAUUGGUUGUCGAAUUUUGAUUAUAUAUGCUAUAUUUUGCUGUGUUAUCUGCUCGUUAUUUAUAAAUAUAAUGUGUAUAUAUCCAUAAAUUACGUGCGG
Molecule: messenger RNA, 1339 nt
Organism: Loa loa (African eye worm)
Lineage: Eukaryota; Metazoa; Nematoda; Chromadorea; Rhabditida; Onchocercidae
Exons: 4
Coding region: 221-700 (159 amino acids)
Biological process (GO): peptidyl-L-cysteine S-palmitoylation; protein targeting to membrane
Cellular component (GO): palmitoyltransferase complex
Source: RefSeq, a predicted model, not a curated record